GUGGAUGGCAUGGGGCAGUCAAUCGAGCGGAUGGACUGGACGCUGCAACGCCAACACCACGACAUGACGGCGUUCUUUCGCGGCGUCAACUACGUCCCGCCGCCCUUUGACAGCACCUUCCUCGGCCAAAACUAUGAAGGCGAGGACGAGGAGGAUAACUCCUAUGCACCAUCCUCCUCCCCCGACGAGGCCGAUUUUGAGGACGCGGUCGACGAGGAUCCCAUGGACGUUGAGGACGACGAAGAAGACGAUGACUCCUAUGCACCAUCCUUCUCCAAUUCCUGCAUAAAGAUUUAUAGAAGAAGAACCCAUGAUCGCUUUACUCUCAAACGGUUACGUUUGGACGCAAUUGAGAGUAAGAUCUUUCAUUUUCAGGUUUCCGAUGUUAUCUCAGUUACACAGUCCAAAAACGGUAAAGGUCAUUCCCUCACUAUCUCAUCUUGUACUGCUGUAUGGUUAAUCGAAGCUUUAAAUCACCCUCCUCUAGCAAGGGAAGGGUGGAAUAUUACAAGAUAUGAAGACCAAUCAGCAACAAAAUUCUCAUGGGAAUCAAACAGCUUUGGGAGUUUUGUCAAAAUCUCUUCAGGAAACGAGAAGAACCUCAAGCAUCUUUUCAUUCCUGUGGGUUUUAACUCAGAGGGAAUAAAGCUCUUUGUCAACACUCUAAUAGAAGUGGAUUUUGAGACAGGAACUAGGCUAGUGGAUGAGGGUUGGAAAUGCUCUAGUAACUGCCUACCUACUGGAAUGCUAGAAGAAGAGAGUAAGGAAUCUGGAUAUAAACAUCUUGUUGACUCUCUGAUGGAAAAAGAACUGGAACACAGGAAACACAUUCCUGAUGAAGUGCCCCAUAUUGACCAGGAAAGCCUGAAGAUAAUAGAUCAAGUUAUCAGGGAUAACCGUAACCUUUUUCGCAGAUCAGUUGCAAACAAAAGAUUUUUCGAAUCUCUUAAUAAGGGUGAGAUAAUAAGCUUUUCAGGGGAAGCCAUUAUGGUCACUAGAGAAUCAAUGAAGAGUUCUGAAUUCAUCGAUGCUGCUACAUUUCAGGGAGCAAAAUAUCCGGUUUUCUUAGCUUAUGCAAAACAGGAUAUGCAGGCAGUGCUCAAUCAUCUAUGUGGUGUUCAAGAAUGAAUGGGGGACAUUUUAGCCUUGAAUGCAACCUUCUUCUUGGCCAAUUACGAUCUUUGCCAAAGGAACGAAUCGGUUCACAAAAGUAAAUUUUCUCUGCGCCUAUCAAAGGAAACCCCAAAAAUUAAGUCGUCUCCUCAAAUCCGAGCCCGAGAAACUCUCGAAAUUUUGCUGAUUCCCUCUCUCUAUUAGGUCUUCUCGCUUAAUUAAGAUCCAAAACACCAAAAAUUGAGAUUCAAAGGUGAGAUUCAAGAUUCGAUGUGAAAAUUUUCAUCGGCACUACUCAUUGCUGCUUGGAAUGACCCAAGAGCAUCAACAACGGAGGUAAAAGCUCACACCUUUGGGUAAGAUAUAAGCAUGGAAACAGGAUGCGCCUUCUGAUUCUGUUCUAGAAUCAUUGUAAAAAGUACAAAGCAGGAUUUUGGUGCUCCACAUGGAGGUACAAAGUAGAAUGCUCACCUUCAUCUACUCAUAAUUGUACCGUAAAAAGUGUCUGACAAAACCUCCAUCUUUUAUAUUCGAAUUUGAUUGCAUAAAUGGGGUUCUUCAUAAUCACAAGGUCAGUAUGUUAUUCUCUAUUACUCCUCUCAUUUUCCUUAUUCUUUCAUUUGUUUCAUCCCAACUAGUUUUCAUAAAUAAACUUUCAUUCUUUAGUUGUUGAUGUUAUUUGAGUAUCAACAAACUAACUUUUUUUCUUUUAUGAGAAAGGGAGAUUAGAUGAGAGUUGCAUCGAAGUAAGUGUCGUACUCUUUAGGUUUUUCCAAAUGCUUACUGUACAUUAAACAUUCAAUAUUCAAAGCAGGUAAUGAAUUGGAAUCGAGAUAAUAUAUAUAUUCAUACAUGUCAUUGAUGUUCAUGUUCAAAAGGGUAAUCUCUUUUAAUCAAAUCUAAUUUCCUUCAAUUGAAGUAAAUAAGUUUCAUAUAUUGACGAAAAUGUUGCUCAAAUGUAUGUUAUGUGUACUCUUAAUUAUGAAAGCUGAUUAAAGUGUUUUGAUGCUCGCAGGAUAUUUUGCAAAAUUCUUUAUAAACAUAUAUUUAACUGUCAGGUGUAGAUAAAAAAAGGCGGUGAUUUCUUGAUGUUAUUUAAUGUUUUUUGCUUUUAAUUACAACUCCCCAACUAAUUUGGAGCUUCUAUUUUUUGUGAUAAAUAUUUUAAAAUGCU
Molecule: messenger RNA, 2287 nt
Organism: Cuscuta campestris
Lineage: Eukaryota; Viridiplantae; Streptophyta; Magnoliopsida; Solanales; Convolvulaceae
Source: the annotation of a GenBank genome assembly